This is a messenger RNA of Gasterosteus aculeatus aculeatus (three-spined stickleback), 2502 nucleotides long. It is a transcript of the gene slc38a11, whose product is annotated as solute carrier family 38 member 11. Gene Ontology annotation, biological process: amino acid transmembrane transport. Gene Ontology annotation, molecular function: L-amino acid transmembrane transporter activity. Gene Ontology annotation, cellular component: membrane. The record is from RefSeq and is a predicted model, not a curated record. Lineage: Eukaryota; Metazoa; Chordata; Actinopteri; Perciformes; Gasterosteidae.
AGUCUUUCCAAGAAGACCACCUAUAUAUAUCUUGUAGGCGUAGUACACCAUACAUAAUGCAUGCUAAUGAUCUACUUUGUGCUGAACAAAUGAGCCUGCCCUGUGAUUGGUCAGACAGUGUCAAUGUUUUUCCGGGGGAGGAGCUCAGGAGCUCCCAUUUAAUGCCAGAGAAUAAUCAUUCAAUAAGCAGGGUGGCUAAUGACUCAUGUUAGGUGGACUCGACAGACUUACUUUUUUUUUUUUUACAUGCAUGUAUCUUAACUUAGUCUUGUUCAGACACACUGCAAAUAUGUGAGGGUGAAACACUGAGAGGACGAAGAGGAAGACCAGCGAGUGCUCAACAUGGCUCAGGAGUUAAACAGUGAAGAAGGGGCCACGUUGGUCCCCCCCAAAAAAGCCUCCAGAGAGCCAAUAAGUUCAAUGACAUCUGCGUCUUUUAAUUUCAUCAAUUCCAUAAUAGGAUCUGGAAUAAUAGGCUUACCAUAUGCAUUGAACCAGGCCGGACUCUCUUUGGGCCUUCUGCUGUUGGUAGUAGUUGGGUUCAUUACAGACUACUCCAUCAUCUUACUGAUUAAAGGAGGCAACCUGACCGGGACGAGCAGUUAUCAGUCACUGGUGCAGAGCACAUUUGGUUUCCCUGGCUUUCUCAUUUUAUCUGUGCUGCAGUUUCUUUAUCCUUUCAUUGCCAUGAUUAGCUACAACAUCACAAUUGGUGACACGCUGACCAAAGUAUUUCAGAGAAUACCAGGAGUUGGUCCAGAUCACAUACUUGCAGAGCGUCACUUUGUGAUCUUGUUGUCAACCCUUCUAUUCACACUGCCUCUUUCACUUUAUCGAAACAUAGAGAAACUCGGGAAGGUGUCCUUCUUGUCAAUGGUGCUGACAUUUAUCAUCCUCGUCAUUGUAAUCAUCAGAGCAGCUACCCUUGGACCCCAAAUCCCCCCUACAGAGAACGCAUGGGUAUUUGCAAAGUGGAACGCAAUUCAGGCCGUUGGUGUGAUGUCUUUUGCUUUCAUAUGCCACCACAACAGCUUUCUCAUCUACGGUUCUCUGGAGCGGCCAACACUUGCCAACUGGUCUCGGAUCACGCACGUGUCCGUGGGCUCCGCGUUAGUCAUCAGUGCGGCGUUCGCCGUUGCUGGCUAUACCACCUUCACUGGCUACACACAAGGAGACGUGUUUCAGAACUACUGCAGAAAUGACAACCUGGCAACAUUUGGUCGCUUCUGUUUCGGCCUCAGCAUUAUAACCACAUUUCCACUGGAGUGUUUUGUUGCACGGGAGGUGUUAUCCAAGGUGUUUUGCAGCCGGGAUCUUUCGAACUUGGAACACGUGGCGAUAACAUUUCUCAUAGUUGCAGUUGGCGCAGCGAUAUCUCUGGCCUACGACUGUCUGGGCGUCGUUUUGGAGCUCAACGGUGUUCUGUGCGCCACACCGCUGAUCUUCAUCCUCCCAUCCGCGUGCUUCCUCAGACUCUCACCCGGACGCUGGUUCCACACAGAAAACUUGAUACCCGCCAUUUUGAUAUUGAUUGGCCUGUUUGUGAUGAUUACCGGUUUGACCAUGACGAGCCUCUACCCUCAGGACUGCUCACACGGCGUGGAGAUGUUCUACUGUGCAGAGCCCAAUGUCACUGCCAGUGUACCACCUGCAUGAAACUCAGCAAAUAUUUCGUUCUCUUCAAUUUUUCAACACUUUAGAGGGAAAAUUUGGACAUUGUCUUUUUGUUGGAGGGAUUUUUUCAAUGGUUUACAGCGAACGGAAGUGUAAAGAUGGACAUAUAAUGUUCACUUUUGUUUUUUCUGUUUCUACUUGAGCCAUCCCUCCCCCACACACACACACACACACACACACCGUCCGCCUGAAUCUCCCUGUAUUGGACCUUUGUCUUAAACGCUGCAUUCUAGAGCCUGAUGCUUCAAGAUGUGACCUAAGGCCAACCUUACAUGGCACAAAAGAAGGGGAGCUAAAUCGGAAUUACUUGGUAAAUAACAUGUUUUCUUUUCUAGGUAGAUCCACAAAUAACUGACUGUGUUGUCUUAUUUCACAGUUUGAGUGUGCGCUCCAGUUAACCCCUUCAAUGUUGACGUCAUGAUAGUCUAGAAAAACAUCAUCAUGUUCAUAUGAACGCGUUAACCUUAAACCAGGUCUUCCCGCCCAACACAAAUGCCAGACUUCACUAAUGUUCUGAAAGCAAUUAUAUUAUUGGCCACACUAUUUACUAUUCCACCCUCUACACAACCAUCUCAUACAUCAUUUAUAGGAGCAUUUUAUAGGAGCAUCUGGACUGUAAUGUUGAGGUUUCUACAUACGUGUUAUCAAGAUAUUACACGUGAAUGUGUUUCGUCUGUGGUUUGUCUUUGUUUUUUAAUGAAUUGUUGUAUAUUCAUAAUUCAGAACGGCACGCAUCACUUCGAGGGGGAAACUGUUGUACCGAUAUUCAACCACACGGUGUCGCUGUAGACAACAUAGCGUGUUUAUUAAAAGGAAGCGCAAAAACAA